Labeo rohita (rohu) is the source of this 896-nucleotide messenger RNA. RefSeq names its product histone H3-like. NCBI's taxonomy places the organism in Eukaryota, Metazoa, Chordata, Actinopteri, Cypriniformes, Cyprinidae. The coding region runs from base 35 to 688 and encodes 217 amino acids. The transcript is spliced from 2 exons. Gene Ontology annotation, cellular component: nucleosome. Gene Ontology annotation, molecular function: DNA binding; structural constituent of chromatin; protein heterodimerization activity. The record is from RefSeq and is a predicted model, not a curated record.
UCGUCUACACUGGAGUAGAAAGAACGUCGCAGCAAUGGCAAGAACCAAGCAGACCGCUCGUAAAUCCACCGGUGGCAAAGCCCCGAGGAAGCAGCUCGCUACCAAAGCCGCCCGGAAGAGCGCCCCAGCUACCGGAGGCGUCAAGAAGCCCCAUCGUUACAGGCCCGGGACCGUGGCUCUCCGAGAGAUCCGCCGUUAUCAGAAGUCCACCGAGCUGCUGAUCCGCAAACUGCCUUUCCAGCGCCUGGUCCGUGAAAUCGCCCAAGAUUUCAAGACGGAUCUGCGCUUCCAGAGCUCCGCUGUCAUGGCUCUGCAGGAGGCCAGCGAGGCUUAUUUGGUCGGCCUGUUUGAGGACACCAACCUAAGCGUCUUAAACAUGUCUGGAAGAGGCAAAGGCGGUAAAGGACUCGGAAAAGGAGGCGCUAAGCGUCACCGUAAAGUUCUGCGCGAUAACAUCCAGGGAAUCACCAAACCCGCCAUUCGUCGUCUCGCUCGCCGCGGCGGCGUCAAGCGCAUCUCCGGUCUGAUCUACGAGGAGACCCGCGGUGUGUUGAAGGUGUUUCUGGAGAACGUCAUCCGGGAUGCCGUCACCUACACCGAGCACGCCAAGAGAAAGACCGUCACCGCCAUGGACGUUGUGUACGCGCUGAAACGACAGGGCCGCACUUUGUACGGCUUCGGAGGUUAAACUCCUUAAAUCAGAAAAUAAUAAACCACAAACCCAACGGCUCUUUUAAGAGCCACCCACACUGUCACCGGAAGAGUCAAUGAUGGACUAAUGUUGUUUUUACGCUUUACGUGAAAACUAAGUAAAACGCUUGCUAAUAUAUACACCUAAAAGUAAUGGAAGUAGUUCAAUUCUCAUACUACAGAGCACUGAAAAAAUAAGUACUUUG